Penicillium roqueforti is the source of this 270-nucleotide messenger RNA. RefSeq lists its product as uncharacterized. The record is from RefSeq and is a predicted model, not a curated record. The transcript has a single exon. NCBI's taxonomy places the organism in Eukaryota, Fungi, Ascomycota, Eurotiomycetes, Eurotiales, Aspergillaceae. The coding region runs from base 1 to 270 and encodes 89 amino acids.
AUGGACAUCGCGCUGGAAGAGCAAAUCAUCAACGAAACUCUACCACGCCUCCUCAUGAUCCAUCUCUCCGAGAUGCACUAUGCCUGGUCUCCAUUACGCUCGCCAUUCAACAAAGCAUCCUUUGGCAACAUGGUUAUACUCACAGACGGCUGUCUAGAGACAGGGGCAUUCCCAGAGAAGUUUGCCAUCAUUGAAGUGAAAGCAUUGUCUCGAGGUCGUGAUAAGAAGCCUGAACUUCUGUGGCAGGAAAUUGCCGAAAUGGUUACAUGA